UGGUUAAGACUGCACACACACACACACACACACACACACAUACACACACACUCGGCUGUGCAAAGUGACUGAGCAGCCUGCCGCUUGGCCAAAAAGGUUGUGACCGAACCAGAACCAGAACAAUUUUCUCUGCAUUACCGACAUUCUCUUUUUGUCUUCACAACUUUGUUAGUCUCGUGGCAGCCGUGAUGUGAGAAGCUGAAGACCAACAUGACAAAGAGCAGCUCUUCUUUGCCUGCAUGGUCGUCCAUAUCCAUCAUGAGUUGAGGCUUUUAAAUCUUUUCAAAAAGCUCGGUGAGAGGAAGUGAUGUUUGCAGGACGCCAGCGGUGACAAAAGUCCACAGAGGGAAAGCUGGACGCAUCUUUUUGACGUGAUCUUCACAAAGACACCCAUGUCGUCUGAAAACAACUCGCCGCCACUGACACCUUCCUCGCCGUGGAACCUCCCCGCCCUACCUCAGCAUGCGGCCCCGCUCACUCCCUCGCCCAGCCCGCCCUCCGCCCUCUACAGUCAACUGUCCAAUGGCAGCCACGUGGUGCAGAAUCCCACCGUCUCAGCUUCCAUCCAUGGCGUCUCCUUUCUCCUCCAGAUUGGACUCACAAGGGAGUCUGUGACCCUUGACCCCGCCGAUCUCACAUUGUUGGCCAUCAAGGAGCUCGUCUGCUCCAUCGUGGACCAGAAGUUUCCAGAAUGUGGAUUCUUCGGGAUGCAGGACAAGAUCCUGCUCUUCCGCCACGACCUCACCUCAGACAACAUCCUGCAGCGCGUCACCUCAGCUGAGGACAUUCAUGAGGGAGACCUGGUGGAGGUUGUUCUCUCAGCUGUGGUCACGGCCGAGGACUUCCAGAUCCGCCCUCACACGCUUUAUGUGCACUCCUACAAAGCCCCCGCUUUCUGCGACGACUGUGGCGAGAUGCUGUGGGGGCUCGUCCGCCAGGGCCUCAAAUGUGAAGGCUGCGGUCUAAACUACCACAAGCGUUGUGCGUUCAAGAUCCCAAACAACUGCAGUGGCGUGAAGAAGAGACGAGCCUCAAACGUCUCCCUGCCCGGCGCUCCCGCCCCCGUCGUCCGCCCGCCUUCCAUGGAGCUGCCCUCCACGCCGCAGGAUGAGCGCCCCCUCCUGGGCGCUGGUAAGCGUAACUCUCUGCUGAGCGGCCGUCCCAUCUGGAUGGAGAAGAUGGUCUUGAGUCGAGUCAAAGUGCCACACACCUUCUCCGUCCACACGUACACACGACCCACCAUCUGCCAGUACUGCAAGCGGCUCCUCAAGGGUCUCUUCCGCCAAGGCCUGCAGUGCAAAGAUUGCAAGUUCAACUGCCACAAGAGAUGUGCGGUCAAAGUACCGCGCGACUGCCUUGGCGAGGUCGACUUUAACGGAGAGGCGUCCAGUCCCACUCUGGACUCAGACGUCACGAUGGAGGUCGACAACUGCGACGUCGGCAGCGAUGGAGGUCACAGCCUGGAUGAGGACAGAGCGUCCACACCCGAAGACAAAGUGUUCUUCCCAGAGGGACCCUGCACGGACGGUGAUCGGGACGACGAGUCGCCACAAGCCAUCAGCCCGUUGACCAGCAGCUAUAUCCCUCUGAUGCGAGUAGUUCAGUCCAUCAAACACACAAAGAGGAGGAGCUCCACUGUGGUCAAAGAAGGUUGGAUGGUCCACUACAUAAACCAUGACAAUAUGAGGAAAAGACAUUUUUGGCGUUUGGACUUCAAGUGUCUGACACUGUUCCAGAACCACAGUGCAGCAAAGUUCUACAAGGAGAUUCCGCUGUCGGAGAUCCUGCGGGUGGAAGCAGCCCAGGACGUUGGCGGUCUGUCUGAGGGCAGCAACCCUCCCUGCUUCCAGGUGGUCACGUCCAACACGAUCUACUACGUGGGCGAGAAUGAUGGCGGCCCUUUUCGGGAGGCGGGUCAGAGUUGGGAGAAGGCCCUCCAGCAGGCCAUGAUGCCAGUCACGCCAAAGCCCAGCAGCCAGGAGCGGGACCACAAGGAACUCUCCCUCAGCAUAUCUGUUUGUAACUCUCACAUCCAGGAGAACGUGGAUAUCAGCUCCGUCUAUCAGAUAUUUGCAGACGACGUGCUCGGUUCCGGACAAUUUGGGAUUGUCUACGGAGGUAAACACAGGAAGACGGGAAAAGACGUGGCCAUCAAGAUCAUCGACAAGAUGAGGUUUCCCACCAAGCAGGAGAGCCAGCUGCGCAACGAGGUCGCCAUCUUGCAGAACCUCCACCACCCCGGCAUCGUUAACCUGGACUGCAUGUUCGAGACCCCAGAGCAGGUGUUUGUGGUCAUGGAGAAGCUUCACGGCGACAUGUUGGAAAUGAUUCUAUCCAGCGAGAAGAGCCGCUUGCCAGAACGUCUCACCAAGUUCUUGGUCACGCAGAUCUUAGUGGCCCUCAGACAUCUCCACUUCAAGAACAUCGUCCACUGUGACCUGAAGCCAGAGAACGUUCUCCUGGCGUCGGCGGAACCCUUUCCUCAGGUGAAGUUGUGUGACUUCGGCUUCGCUCGCAUCAUCGGGGAAAAGUCCUUCCGCCGCUCCGUGGUGGGAACCCCGGCCUACUUGGCGCCGGAGGUUCUCCGCAGCAAAGGCUACAACCGCUCUCUGGACAUGUGGUCUGUGGGUGUCAUCGUCUACGUCAGUUUGAGCGGAACUUUCCCCUUUAACGAGGACGAGGACAUCAACGACCAGAUCCAGAACGCCGCCUUCAUGUACCCGCCAAAUCCCUGGAAAGAAAUUUCGGAGAAAGCGACGGACCUGAUCAACAAUCUGCUGCAGGUGAAGAUGAGGAAACGCUACAGCGUGGACAAGUCGCUGAGUCACCCAUGGCUGCAGGACUACCACACCUGGCUGGACCUGCGGGAGUUUGAGACACAGCGUGGCGAGCGCUACAUCACGCACGAGAGCGACGAUUGCCGCUGGGAGGAGUACGCUGACGAGCGAGAUCUCUGCUACCCUAAACAAUUCAUCUCCUCCCCCAACCUGGACCACAUGGACGAGGACUCCUAGUGGCUUCUUGGGAAAUCAUCACCAUGGAGACAGCAGAUUGACGGCCAAGCAUUUUUUAUUGAUUCACAAAGUUGUAAAGCUGUUUGUCGGACUCUUCUUCUUCUUCUGUGUUGGCGUGCUGCUAUCAAACCUCUUCAACGUUGAGGAAUUCAAUCAAUCUUCUCCACCUGCUUCAUGACCUUUAACUUUACAAGAAGUGUCAUAAAAGUUCCAUAUGUCCUCAUGAAGUUCCUGUUCUGUUUAUGUUUCCUCAACAGUGUCUGUUAUAGGUUCUGUUUGACCUGAUCAAGAGAAGCUCAUGUCAGUGAAUCCAGCAACAGGAAGCUGAGCCGGGCUCUUUUUCUCCAGCUUGAGCCCGGUGGCCGUCUUGGGUUUGGCAAAGCGGCUAAGGUGCAGCAGGCCAAAGAAGUGGAAGCGCUCGCCCAUCUUGGCGGGGUGGGUCAGCAUGUCAUAGCUGCUGAUCAGUUGCUGCCUGGUGGUCAAGUCGCUGCAGUUCCUCAGCAGAACCUGGACAAAAGCACACCUUCAGCCGUGUUUCCAAGGACCAGUGUCACAAGCGGACUCGCCUGCAUGCGCGUGUCGAUGCCCAUGUUCUUCAGGAACGUCCUUUGACUGACAGGUCCCAGGCAGGCCACGCCUCCUCCCACCACACGGCGCAAGUAGCUGAAGUCCACGUCGGCGGUGAGGUCGGCCGAGCCCGGAGUUGUCAGGACCUGAUGGAGUUGGUGACCUUUAAACCCCUGGUGGGAAGAUGUCAAAAAACAUCACAGCCAAUCAGAGCUCAACGUUCCAAUGUGACAUCAUCUUCCUACUCGGAACGUGUCUGUCUUGGUCCCAUCGUGGCCGUAGUCGCCGAUCAGUGCAGCCCCACCCUCUUCCGCCACCCGACGGGCCAGCAGCUGAAUGAUGACUCCGCCCUCUGCACACACCUCCACAUGAUCCCGCCUUUCAUCCGCCUGACACACACUAACAUGUCAAUAAUAAAACUAGGAGGAAAUGUGUGUAGAAAUUGCCUUUUCAGCUGGAAUAACCGUGCAGUGGGAUUGGUCACAUGACCCAGCAGACACUCACCUGCACCAACGUGGUUGACGCCAACGUGGGCGACGGCGCCACCACAAACCUCAGCUGACCUGGGUUGUCCGGGUCGAUGUCUACCAUCACUUCUCUCCAGCCUCUCUUGGUGCGCUGCCACCAAAGAAGAAGCAUUAGAAACCUGUAGUGCCCCCUGGUGGGAGAACCAGCAAUGGCACUUUUUCUUGCUACCUGAAACUUGUGAAUGGGAAGAGCGUCAAAGAACUCGUGAGCCAGAAAGAUGCUAAAGCCUGAACCGUCAGA
Molecule: messenger RNA, 4349 nt
Organism: Entelurus aequoreus (snake pipefish)
Lineage: Eukaryota; Metazoa; Chordata; Actinopteri; Syngnathiformes; Syngnathidae
Product: serine/threonine-protein kinase D3-like
Exons: 19
Coding region: 393-3014 (873 amino acids)
Biological process (GO): protein phosphorylation
Molecular function (GO): protein serine/threonine kinase activity; ATP binding
Source: RefSeq, a predicted model, not a curated record